UUUCAUUCAUUUUCUACUUGCCACCUGAGAAUAAUACGUAAGGAUUUAUUUCCUUCCCCCUACAGUUCAGAUCGCAAAUUAAAACAUCUAGAUGACCAAGACUCCCAAACGGAAGUAUAUCAUCCAGACGCUUGACAUAAGCCUCUACCACCUCAGUUUUAUUUUUUGCGCGAAAGAGUCCAGACGUAUUUUUUCUAAGUUUAAUUUAUUGGUAUUUUCGUUUUUGAACAUCAGAAGUGAAGGUUCUGAUGCCUUUGUUGGAGAUGAUACAACUUCAGUUGUGUCAGAGGAUUGCAAUCUUGUGCCGGUAACAACAAAAAUGGAGGCCGAGAAGAAAGGCCCAGGUAAGAAACGUUCUUCUCGGAAAAAGGAUGAAGUUCGUGAUUUAGAGAGUAAAAUGUUCGCUAAAUUUGAGGAACAGGACAAUCAAUUUUCUUCGUUAAGUAGUCAAAUUGGAAAGCUUUUUGACAUGCUUAGUAAGAGAUCUUAUGAGCCCGAUUCUGGGGCGUCAGGGUCGCUGUCAGACAGAGUCACAGUCGAGGCAUUUAGUGCAGCUCGCAGACCAACAUGUAGUACGUCGGCAAAUGUUCAGGAACAAGAAAUUUCCGACGUUGAGGAUAUUUUGUCAGUACAUGUUUCGGACAUGGAAAAAGAAAACAGUGGUUUUUUGUUUAGUGCACAAGGCUCAGAACACUCUGGUUCCGAUGAAGUCUCUUGUUUUAAUAGUUCAGUCGUCGAAGUGGACGUUCAUAUAUCAGCUGAUCAAGAACGUUUUCAAAGAUAUCGUGCCAAUACUAUUAAAAAAGACAAACCUUGCACAGAAGGUGGAGAAAAGUCUUUGACUUUAAGUAAUGCGCUCAGUGACAAGUUGGGGAAGAUGCUUAUGCUUCUCGAGUCAGAGAUAAGACUGGUUUGAUACUUGAGAAAAAUCAAAUUGACGUUUUACAAGGUUCUUGGAGGUCAGAGACUCCGCAGAGAGUAACUUGUUAUAGGGAAAUUAUAGACAAACUUUUCCGAUUAAUGAAAGUUGUGAGAAAUUUUUCAAUGUUCCUACUAUAGACAAUACUGUUGAGAGUUUGUUAUUGAAACGUUAUGGGCCAAAAGCAGCUUUUGGUAAAACUUCAAGUUUAUUUGACAACAACUAUAAAUCGCUUGAAAAACUUGCAUAUCAAGGUCAUUUAGCAGCGAGAAUGGGACUUAUUACAACUUGUUAUUUACAACAAGCAGUUGGAAAUCUGCUAGACAAUUUGGAAGCGGGUAAACCAAAUUUAGAUAGCGCAAUUCAGAAUGUUAGAGACAUUUUUGCGUUAUCCACCAAAACCUUGGACCAAAUGGCCAGAACAGGUUCUUUUCACCAUAUGAUUCGUCGCAGAGCGACAAUGUACGACACCGGGCUUAGUGAUUUGAAAGAAUAUGCAAAUACUAUUGUUACUUUGCCGUUAACAUCUGAUGGUAUUUUUGGAAAUCAGUUUGAUAUAAAAUUAAAAGAGAAAACUGAGAGGAACAAACAAUUAGCUGAAGUGUUUCCAGAUAUUAAACCUGCAGGCGGUGCUCGUUCUUUUAAGAGGAAAGCUCCAUCAACAGGAACUUCAGACAAUAGUGAUGGUUAUGCAAAGAAGUCAAAAUAUGACAUUAGUUUCAAGAUACCUAAGAAGGCACCAGGAGACUACAAAUCUCAAGGAAAGCAACUCAAUAACAAAGCUCCAGCUAACAAAACUUGGCCAUCACAACGUUCAGGAGAUGUUCGGACAUUCAAGCAUUGAGGAUUGGAGAUGGGUUUGUCAAUGUUCAGAAGAAAGGCAUUACUUUUUUAAGACCAGGAUUGUCAAAACAAGAUCGUCCAAAUCAUUAUGGAAGAAAGAUAUUUGUACCAUAUUUUAAAGACAAUAAGAAAUUAGAUCCAAAACGGGCACUUGCAAUUUAUUUGAAAAGAACCGAAGAGAUGAGGAAAGAUGAGGUGAAACUAUUUUUAGCAACAGUGAAACCAUUUAAACCUGUUACAGCCCAAACUAUUUCAAAAUGGAUAGUAAAUACUAUAAAGAUGGCAUAUGAAAAUAAAGACUUUAAGGUUAGAGCUCACAAGAUCCAUUGGCCCUUCUUGGGCUUUAUUCAAUGGUGCGAGUAUGAGAAGCAUUUUAGAAUCUGCAGAUUGGUCUACAGAUACAACUUUUAUCAAAUUUUAUCUGAGGAAUGUCGAUGUGAAAGUCCUAUCUUGAAAAACUUUUUUCUGCGAUGCGCAGCCAAAAAAAAAGAA
Molecule: messenger RNA, 2254 nt
Organism: Ostrea edulis (European flat oyster)
Lineage: Eukaryota; Metazoa; Mollusca; Bivalvia; Ostreida; Ostreidae
Exons: 2
Coding region: 1191-1763 (190 amino acids)
Source: RefSeq, a predicted model, not a curated record